Molecule: messenger RNA, 2725 nt
Organism: Cololabis saira (Pacific saury)
Lineage: Eukaryota; Metazoa; Chordata; Actinopteri; Beloniformes; Belonidae
Product: sodium-coupled neutral amino acid transporter 3-like
Exons: 17
Coding region: 343-1776 (477 amino acids)
Biological process (GO): glycine transport; serine transport; L-glutamine transport
Molecular function (GO): glycine transmembrane transporter activity; L-glutamine transmembrane transporter activity
Source: RefSeq, a predicted model, not a curated record
AAACAGUUGCAGAUACUGUGUAGUUCACAGCUUGGUGGAAAAGCAGAUUUUGGACCUGAGACAAAAAGCAGUAUUUAAACUUUUUAUUCCCGGACACACCUGUCUGAGCUGAAGACUGAAGACAUCCCUGAGGCUGACUGUUACCAGAGAGGAGCUUUGGAGAGACUCCCAAGAACAGGACUGCAUACAUAGAAGCACCAGCAGCAGAGUUGGACAAACUGAGGGAAUUUCCUACAAGGAUUUAUCCGGACGGUGUUCAGACAAGAAAGUUUGGCCACGAGGGCAUUUCAAGGCUUGAGAAGGAGGACUUUUGUCAACCAAAGCUAGAUCAAAUCAACCAAGAUGGAGCUUCAGAAGAUCAACGGCCACAGCAAGGAUGAUGGAUUUGAUGGGCUCGACGCCUUGGCAGAGCACGACGAGUUUCUCCCGCAUAAACCAGGCACAAAGAAAGAAGUCCACUUUACAGAUUUUGAGGGGAAGACAUCGUUUGGGAUGUCCGUUUUCAACCUCAGUAAUGCCAUUAUGGGCAGUGGAAUUCUGGGGUUGGCUUUCGCCAUGUCCAACACCGGAAUAGUUAUGUUUUUAAUCCUGCUAGUAUGCAUCGCCAUUCUGUCUGCAUAUUCCAUUCAUCUGCUGCUAAAAUGUGCUGGAGUCGUUGGUAUUCGAGCAUAUGAGCAGCUUGGAAAUCGUGCUUUUGGCCCCCCGGGGAAAAUGUUGGCUGGCUGCAUCAUAACUGUACACAACAUUGGAGCUAUGUCCAGUUAUCUCUUCAUUGUGAAGUCUGAGCUCCCGCUGGUUAUUCAAGCUUUACUGGAUGAAACUAAAAACACAGGAGAUUGGUACUUGAAUGGAAACUACUUGAUCAUGAUUGUUAGUGCCUUCAUCAUUCUUCCUCUUGCUCUCAUGAAACAGCUUGGUUACCUUGGCUACACAAGUGGCUUCUCCCUCUCCUGUAUGGUGUUUUUCCUCAUUUCGGUUAUAUACAAGAAAUUCAACAUCCCCUGCCCUUUUGAGGAUAAACUGCAUCACAACAUAACCCCUACUGUUGACCCCCUCUCUGGCCAGAACAGCACAGCGGACUUCUGUGAGGCCAAAUUUUUUACCAUGAACUCACAGACGGCGUACACUGUUCCUAUCCUGGCUUUUGCAUUUGUCUGCCACCCAGAAGUGCUGCCAAUCUACACUGAGCUACGAAAUGCCACCAAGAAGCGUAUGCAGACUGUGGCUAACAUCUCCAUCAUGGCCAUGUUUGUCAUGUACCUGCUGACUGCUCUCUUUGGUUACCUCACCUUCUACGUUAAGGUGGAGUCGGAGCUGCUGCACACCUACAGUCGCGUGGACCCCCUGGAUGUGCUGAUCCUGUGCGUGCGUCUGGCCGUGCUGGUGGCCGUCACGCUCACCGUCCCUGUGGUUCUCUUCCCGAUUCGCAGGGCCUUGCUUACGAUCUUUUUUCCUGACAAGCCUUUCCACUGGGCCAGACACAUCAUCAUUGCAAUCUGCCUCAUCUUCGUGGUCAACCUGCUGGUUAUAUUUGUGCCCUCCAUCCGCGACAUCUUUGGCCUCAUCGGAGCCACAUCUGCCCCCAGCCUCAUUUUCAUCCUUCCUGGAAUCUUCUACAUCCGAAUUGUUCCUGAAGACCAGGAGCCCAUGAAGUCUAGACCCAAGAUUCAGGCUGCUUGUUUUGCAGCAUUGGGAGUCGUCUUUAUGGUCAUGAGUCUGUCAUUUAUUAUGAUCGACUGGGCAACUGGAGAAUCCCGGAGUGGAGGGGGACACUAGCCGGGCGCUGUAGGCCCCGACUGAACAGAGGUACUGCAAACAGAAUGUCGUCCAAAGCACUCCGUCUAACUAAAUUACCCCAAUCUGCUGAGCUUUCGUCCAAACUGAAAAAGUUCCGGUGCCACAAGAAGAACAAUUAACGUGAACCGUCGGCAACAUCGAAACAAGGUUUUGACAAGUGAUUGGGCAGAGGAAAAAAGUAAUGUGGUGGAGGAAUAAACACAGCAGGCAGCGUACUCUGACUGCAGGCAAACCUGCCACGGCCCAAAGUAAGGAUGCCGUUAGGGCUCAUGCGUAAGCAGUAAAGAAAAGAUGAAUGGGAACAGCAUGACUAAAAUGGAAAUCCCAUUUUAGACAAAUGAUGUCAUCUUUUUCAUGGAAUAGCUCAGUCACUGCCACCGUCCCUCCAGCCUACUUCCCUACCAGCUCACAAUUUAGAGGACAUGCAUUGGCUGGUGUUGUAAGGCAAGCAUUUUUUUUUUUUUUUUGCCUUUUAUCAAACAAAACCAGACAUAUCAGUUUGUUGAUUCUGUUGCGGUUUCAUUGUACCUGUAAGUCUGUCGGUGAAGUGUUGCUCAACAUUCCCUAAACUGGGUCGGAUAAAUACGGCAGUGAAUUUUAAUGUAUCAGAUUUUCAGUGAAAUGGAAUUCAAUUCAUGUUUUGUUUAAUUGUUUGUUUGUAUGUUGUUGUUUUUUUCCUUUUUCUUUUAAUCUAUACUUACAUUGACUGAUGUAAAGGUGAUGAUCUUCAAGCUUGAAUUUGCUGCAGUCCGUUCGGAUCAGUCACACAGUUACUGACAAUCAUGCAAGUCAACACACACAAACACUGAGGUGGUUUGCACAAAGAUAGAUAAAUAUAAAUAUAAAUAUAAAUAAAUAUAUAUAUAUAUAUAUAUAUAUAUAUAUAUAUAUAUAUAUAUAUAUAUAUAUAUAUAUAUAUAUAUAUAUA